AUGUCUGGACGCCAGAUUUAUUUAUCUAUUUUAAAAAAAUAUUUGAGUGGUUCAGACAAAAGAAAAAGACUUGCGAUCCAAAAAGAAAAAAUUAACAAAUUGCCUAAGCUUACUUCAUUUUUUACACUCGAGGAAACUAACAGGCAGAAUGAGUUUUCGACCUCGUUAUAUCUAACCUCUAAAUUUGAAAGUCCAGAAAUUGGACCCACUUUUAAUGAUACAACUAGUGUUUUGAGUUCAUCAACUCCAAAUUUUACUACAAAUACACAUAUUAUAGAAAAUAUAUCUCACGACCCUGGUACUUACUGUGAUGAUAUUUUAACUGAAGAAAAACGCGAUAUUUGGAUACUCAAAGGACCAGAGUUUUUCCAGAAUAAAAAUAGUGACUUCUCCGAAACUUUUACAAGUUUUUCAGAUGUAAGUGGUAAAACAAAAACUAGAAGCUUGACUAGAAAUGUUUUCACCCGCAAAUUGACGAAUGGAGAGUGUGUAGAAAGAAGCAACAGUUUGAGUUCUUCUAAUGGAUACAAAGAUUGGAAACAUAUUAGUAACUUUUUAAUGGAGCAUGAGAAUAGUUCACUACACAAGCAAUCAAUGAUGAAGUAUGUCUCAAGAAGCAAAACUAUUGCUCGAGUGGAUAAUGGAUUGAUUUCUCAAUACAAUGCUGAAAUCAAUUAUUGGAAGAAUGUACUCAAAAGGAUUGUUGCUGUGGUAAAGUUUUUGGCUUCAAGGGGACUUGGAUUUCGUGGUGAUAAUGAAAUGUUGGGAUCUCAAAAUAACGGUAAUUAUUUGGGAUGCUUAGAAUUAAUAAGCGAAUUUGACCCUUUUCUAGCUGAUCAUAUACAAAACUACGGAAGUCGUGGAAAAGGAAGUACAUCAUAUUUGUCUGCAAAUAUUUGCAACGAAUUUAUUAAUAUAAUGGGGGAAAAAGUGUUAACAACAAUUAUUAGUGAAAUAAAAGCACCAAAAUACUAUUCAAUAAGCGUCGAUUCCACUCCAGAUCUAUCUCAUGUGGACCAACUCACUUUUAUUGUACGGUUUGUUAAAGACGGAAAGCCUAUUGAGAGAUUUUUGAAAUUUUUGCCUAUCGAAGAGCAUAAAGCGCAAUAUAUAGCAGAUACGGUUUUAAACUUUUUGGAAGACCAUAAAAUUCCAAUAAAAAAUUGUCGUGGGCAGAGUUACGACAACGCAGCAAAUAUGGCAGGAAAGUAUUCUGGGCUACAGGCAAGAAUUAAAGAGCAAUGUAAAUUUGCAAUUUUCGUCCCGUGUGCAGCACAUUCAUUGAACCUGGUAGGGGUCCAAGCGGUUGGAUGUGUUUCAGAAGCAGUAUCAUACUUUCAAUUAGUCCAGAAAUUGUUCAAUUUUUUUUCAAGUUCAACCAAUCGAUGGAAGAUAUUAAAAGGAUGUUUAGGCGGACAAAAAGUUCUGAAAAACUUAUCUGAAACCAGAUGGUCGGCACGAGCUGAUGCUAUUAAUGCUUUGCACAAUGGUUAUAAUCAUAUUUUUGAAGCUUUAUUAUUAAUUGCUAAAAACACCGAUCAAUCAGCAGAAACGAAAAACGAGGCACAAAGUCUUGGCAAAAAAAUGGAAAAAUUGGAGACCGUUAUCCUAACUGAGACAUGGAAUGACCUUCUGGGAGCUAUAAAUAAAACAAGCUUAAGUUUACAGAAUAAUACUAUAACAAUGGACGUUGCAACAAAACUGUUUGCAUCACUUAGCGAGUAUAUUAGUAAUGCACGCAAUAAUUUUGAUCAGUAUGAAUCGGCCGCCAAAGAAAUUAAUCCAAAUUCUGACUAUAAAGAUAAAUUUCAAAGAAUAAGAAUUCGAAGCACACGUAUUACUUUUUUGGAAAAUCCAUCAGAGACUGUGCAGUUGAGUGGUAAAGAAAAAUUUUAUGUAGAAACGUUCCUUCCCAUAAUCGACACGCUAAAUACACAUUUAAUGCAACGAUCGGAAUCGUACAAAGAAAUUAAUGAACGUUUUAGUUUUUUUACUCAGUUACGAACAAUUGAACCUAAUCAUUUGAAAAAAAAAUGCAAAGAAUUGGCAGAUUUCUAUUGUGAAGACCUAAACACUAAUGAGUUAAAUUCAGAAUGUUUUCAUUUAAGGGAAUACUUGAAAACCUUCAAAAAUGAAUCCAUGGACUUAAGUAUCUUAGACAUACAUUCUUUAAUAAAAGCAGACAAAUUAGCAGAAACAUUCCCAAACGUGGAAGUUGCCACAAGGAUUUUCCUUUGCCUCAUGAUCACCAAUUGCAAAAGUGAUCUUCUUCAAAAACUAGACUUCGAAGAUAUAAUUGAAGAUUUUGCACAUCAGAAAUCUCGAAAAAAGCCGUUGCUUACUUAA
Metopolophium dirhodum (rose-grain aphid) is the source of this 2346-nucleotide messenger RNA. RefSeq names its product zinc finger MYM-type protein 1-like. NCBI's taxonomy places the organism in Eukaryota, Metazoa, Arthropoda, Insecta, Hemiptera, Aphididae. The record is from RefSeq and is a predicted model, not a curated record. The transcript is spliced from 4 exons. The coding region runs from base 1 to 2346 and encodes 781 amino acids.